UUCAAUUGUCCACUGUGCCGAAACUCAACAGCGACCAGCACAAAGACAGAACAAUGCCAGCGUGCCAGUAUGCGGAGCGCGUUAUUUGAUCUGGAGCGCAUUUUUUAUUUUGAGAACGUACGUGCACCUGCGUACUACUCGUGUCCAUCACUUAACAGGAAUGACAUGUAACAUGAUAAAAAUGAGAAGGAAUUUGUCACCGGGAAUCUCAAACACAGUCCGCCAGUUUUGCUGUCUCUGUCUGGAUAUUUAAGAAGUGGAGCAAGGAUAUUCAAUCAACCAUCCUUCCUGCUCAGACUGUGGGGAGGGAUUUAUUCGGUCAUCUCAACUGAAGGUACAUCAGCAAGUUCACACUGGGCAGGGCCAUUCACCUGUUCUGUGUGUGAAAAAGGAUUCAGUUGGUCUUCCCGCCUGUGGACACACCAGUCAGUUCACACCACACCGGGCGGAGGCUGGUCAUCUGUUGAAUUUCUGGGAAAGGAUUCACUCAGUCAUUUGACCUAAUGGCUCACCAGCAAGUUCACACUGGGGAGAAGCCGUUCACCUGUUCAGUCUGUGGGAAGGGAUUCACUCAGGCAUCCAACCUACGGAGACAUCAGCGAGUUCACACCGGAGAGAAGCCAUUCACCUGUUCAGUCUGUGGGAAGGGAUUCACUCAGACAUCCAACCUACGGAGACAUCAGCGAGUUCAUACUGGGGAGAAGCCAUUCACCUGCUCAGAAUGUGGGAAAGGAUUCAGUGAGUUAUCCAACCUACUGGUACAUCAGCGAGUUCACACUGGGGAGAAGCCAUUCACCUGCUCAGAAUGUGGGAAAGGAUUCAGUGAGUUAUCCAGCCUACUGAGACAUCGGCGAGUUCACACUGGGGAGAAGCCGUUCACCUGCUCAGAAUGUGGGAAAGGAUUCCGUGAGUUAUCCAGCCUACUGAGACAUCGUCGAGUUCACACUGGGGAAAAGCCAUUCACCUGCUCAGAAUGUGGGAAAGGAUUUACUGAUUCAUCCACCCUACAGAGUCAUCAGCGACUUCACACUGGGGAGAAGCCGUACACCUGUUCAGAAUGUGGGAAGAGUUUUACUCAGUUAUCCCAAGUACAGAGUCAUCUGCGAGUUCACACUGGGGAGAGGCCAUUCACCUGCUCAGACUGUGGGAGCAGAUUCACUCAUUUAUCCAGCCUACAGAGACAUCAGCGAGUUCACACUGGGGAGAAGCCGUACAUCUGCUCAGAAUGUGGAAAGGGAUUCAUUCAGUUAUCCCACCUACAGAGUCAUCAGCGAGUUCACACUGGGGAGAAGCCGUUCACCUGUUCAGAAUGUGGGAAGAGAUUUACUCAGUCAUCCCAACUACAGAGUCAUAAGCGAGUUCACACUGGGGAGAAGCCGUUCACCUGCUCAGUCUGUGGGAAGAGAUUCACUCAUUCAUCCACCCUACAGCGACACCAGCGAGCUCACACUGGGGAGAAGCCGUUCAUCUGUUCAGUCUGUGGGAAGAGAUUCACAGAGUCAUCCCACCUAUUGAGCCAUCAGCGAGUUCACACUGGGGAGAAGCCAUUCACCUGCUCAGUCUGUGGGAAGAGAUUCACUGAUCCAUCCAGCCUACAGAGUCAUCAGCGAGUUCACACUGGGGAGAAGCCGUUCACCUGUUCAGAAUGUGGGAAGAGAUUUACUCAGUCAUCCCAACUACAGAGUCAUCAGCGAGUUCACACUGGGGAGAGGCCGUUCACCUGUUCAGAAUGUGGGAAAGGAUUUACUCAGUCAUCCGACCUACAGAGUCAUCAGCGAGUUCACACUAGGGAGAAGCCGUUCACCUGCUCAGAAUGUGGGAAGGGAUUCACUCAAUAUUCCACCCGACUGAGACAUGAGCGUGUUCACACAGGUGAGAAGCCGUUCAAUUGCACAGAAUGUGGGAAACGGUUCACUCUGUCAUCCCACCUUCUGGAACACCAGCGAGUUCACACUGGGGAGAUGCCGUUCCCCUGCUCAGAAUGUGGGAAGAGAUUCACUCAGUCAUCCCACCUACAGAGUCAUCAGCGAGUUCACACUGGAGAGAGGCCAUUCACCUGCUCAGACUGUGGGAGCAGAUUCACUCAUUUAUCCAGCCUACAGAGACAUCAGCGAGUUCACCCUGGCUAGCAGCCUUUUACCUGCUGAGAAUGUGGGCAAGGAUUCACUCAGUCAUCCCAACUACUGGCACUCCAGUCAGUUGUUAUGAAUCCCUAGGUUUUGUUUGCUGUGGACUGUCAUUUUAAGAGAGAGAGAUUAAGAAGGUGAAUCAGUCUGAUUUGCAGCUUGUUUACAUCACUCCCAGCUUGUUUAGUUUUAGCUGAGGACACAGACACUCAGAGUCAGGAGAUGAAGGAGGAAAAAUGGAAGGAUCUAUACAAGGGAAAUAGGUGCCAAGGGUCACUGUUUGGAAUUUCCCUAUGCCCACAAAAGUGGGUUAAUUAUCGAUUCAGCGUACACAAAUGUGUGGUUGUCACGUCGUUUGAUCCGUAUGAGUGGAUCUGAUUUGGGGUAUCCUAUGAAGACCACUGAUGUGUUAACCCUUGCCUGUGUGUGGUGUGGUAAUUCAUUUGAAGACGAUACCCCUUGUGACAAGUCACUUUGGGUGAUAAUUAGUAUGUGGAUUUGGAAGGAUGACAGAUAAAAUCUGCAGUGACUGUUCUCUUGUUUUACCACCAUGGAACCUGUGGAAUUUGACAUAAUUGCCUUCCCUUUACAUUUACCCUGGAUUACAAAUAUCUCUCUCAUCAGUUAUUCCGUGGCUGAACUGAACUUUCAUAAUUUACCAUCUCAAGACUCCAGACCUUGGUUCCCCCAUGCUCAAUAGUUUUGGAUUUAUACUUACACACAUAUAUAAACAUAACACUGUUAACUUUUGUUUAUCUUGCUUAAGUUACUAUAUUAUAAGUACAUUCUAAUAAAGGUAGUUUUAACAUCAAAAACAGA
Hypanus sabinus (Atlantic stingray) is the source of this 2945-nucleotide messenger RNA. Its product is annotated as zinc finger protein 420-like. Gene Ontology annotation, biological process: regulation of transcription by RNA polymerase II. The coding region runs from base 504 to 2129 and encodes 541 amino acids. The transcript is spliced from 2 exons. Gene Ontology annotation, cellular component: nucleus. The record is from RefSeq and is a predicted model, not a curated record. Lineage: Eukaryota; Metazoa; Chordata; Chondrichthyes; Myliobatiformes; Dasyatidae. Gene Ontology annotation, molecular function: RNA polymerase II transcription regulatory region sequence-specific DNA binding; DNA-binding transcription factor activity, RNA polymerase II-specific.